This is a messenger RNA of Oryzias melastigma (Indian medaka), 2076 nucleotides long. RefSeq names its product TM2 domain containing 3 (gene tm2d3). The coding region runs from base 233 to 1018 and encodes 261 amino acids. The record is from RefSeq and is a predicted model, not a curated record. The transcript is spliced from 6 exons. NCBI's taxonomy places the organism in Eukaryota, Metazoa, Chordata, Actinopteri, Beloniformes, Adrianichthyidae.
AACUAAAAAUUGUAAAUUUUGAUUUUGUACAUUCUAUGAUUUAAAAAAAAUCAGUUGAAAAGUUAUAAAAAUUAAUAGAAAGGACUACUCAUUUUGAGGUGUUCAGUUAACGGCUAAACAAGCACAUUUCUUCGUUAGUGAUCCAAUGCCACAAACGAGUGGCUGCCGUCACUCCUUUUUUCCCACGUGACUUGAACGCAGCUGGUGCAUUGCGUUCGGUUCCGCAGCAACAAUGGCUGCUAGCUGGCAGAUAUGGAGACCUGACCGAGGACGGUCCUUUAAACACGAAGGAAUAUUAGUCAUUCUGGUCAUGGACUUGGUCCUACAGUCAGUAAACGGAUAUUUGAGUUCCCCCCAUGUUGGUCAGGAGGCUCCCUACAGCAGAGAUGCCCCGCACGGACCUGUCAUCACCAGCCCGGUGGUCCCCUCUGCAGCCUCCGUGUCCCCAACAGACAAAGAAAACUACACUUCUAAGUGUCCGAGUGGCGGUUUGUGUAGCCGUCUUCCAGCUGAUUGCAUUGAGUGCAAUUAUCAACACAACUGCACCUACGGCAAACCUGCGUCUUUUUCCUGCAAACCCAGAAAAGGAGUUCACUGCAUAGGAGAGACAGGACAUCAAGAAUCCCACUUUGUUCUGUCCAUCACCUGUCAGUUCUGCUGGCAGCUGGACCCGUCUCAGUACCGCUGCUCCAACUCCACAAACUGCAUGACCGUCUCCUGCCCACGCCAGCGCUACAACGCCACCUGUGACGUCUUAGACCACGUGCACUGUUUAGGACGACGGCGUUUUCAGAAACGUCUGUUCUGUAAUUGGACAGGUGGAUAUAAGUGGUCGACAGCUCUGGCUCUCAGCAUCACUCUCGGUGGUUUUGGGGCAGACCGGUUUUAUUUGGGGCAGUGGAGGGAAGGUCUGGGCAAGCUGUUCAGCUUCGGAGGCCUGGGCAUUUGGACUUUAAUAGACGUUCUCCUGAUUGGAGUUGGCUACGUGGGCCCUGCCGACGGCUCCCUCUACAUCUGAGGCCAAACCUCUGGAGGGUUUUUGCGGCCUCUUCUGCCUCACGCUGCUUCAGUCUCGAAAGAUGGAAGAUUUGAGAUACUGUGUUCUUUGCACAUUCGCCCGCCCGAGCUCUCUGCUCCACACGUCCUUAUCCCAUCUGCUAACAAGCAGGAAGUGUUUUCCUCCUCACACCAGCAAUGUCUUCUUCCCACACGGCCAUCAGAUCAAUCCCAGUCAUUCUGCGUCCAUCUCCUGUUGGGGCCGUGCAGAUGGAGCUGUGCAGGAGGAGGAGAAGCCAGUGAUUAUGUGCAUCCAGUUGGUUAGAUUUAAGUGCUGGUUAAGCGCCGCUUUGCUGAUAGACAGCUUUGGUUUCCUGUGGAGCGGCGCUCUCACAGACAUCCUGUCACCUCAGAGCACACACUGCUCCUCUUUCAUCGCAAGGUAGGAGCAUCGCUGAGGGUCAGAUCGUAACCAUAGCUACUGACUUUUUUUUUUUUUUUUUAAUCAAAACUGUAACAUUUAAGUUCUGUUAACAUAAAAAUUCUGCGGAGAAGGUUUUUAUUGUCCUUAUUCCUUUAAAAGAAAAUUCUGUCAACAGUUAUUUUGGAAGCUCUUUGUUUUCCUUUGAAGGAUCGGCCCACAAAGUCAUUGUUGGGAUUUUUUUUCAGUACCUAAUACUUUUCAAAACCUUCAAUUCAACUAUUAAAACAAAGAUUUGAUCGAUGUUUUACAAACAAAAGAGGGAGGGUAUCUAGCAAAGGAGAAUAAUAAUCUGUGUCACUUCAGCAUGCAGCCUUAUUCUUGGAAAUGCACAGAUAAUCUUGAGAAAACAUAAAUGCUUUGCACUAGCAAACUGCAGUAACGUGUGGUUCCCCACAUUAAAAGAAAGCAAACUAUUCUCUACAUUUUUCUAAUUUUCUUUCUUCUGUAUAUUUUAUAUUUUUGUGUGCAAGUGUCAAGUAGAAUUUUUAUUUGAGACCAUCCAUCCUAUGUAAAUAUGUUUUUUUUUUCAGGGACUUCCUGUUGGAACUGUAAAUAUUGAUUUAAGUUAUAUAAAUAAAAGAAAAAUCUACCAAAAA